AUGAUAAAAACAACUUUUUCAAAUAUUGUAGAUCCUAAAAUUCAAUCUCCAUGUGACAUGGCAGCCAGACAGAUACCUGAUCCAGUUGCAAUAGUCAUGUGCCCAGCAGGAUGUCUGAAAAACAAAGGCAAAGUUUGGGGAACUAAUAUCUACACAGACGACUCAUCAAUUUGCAGAGCUGGAAUCCAUUUAGGAGUAAUCACAGAUGAAGGAGGAGCUAUGAUAAUGGAGAAAAAGCCAGGUCAAGACAGCUAUGAGGAAUCUAUAAGAAAUGGAGUGAAAACAACUAGGUAUGGAAGUUGGACUGCUUCAUUUGUACUCCGUACAUUAGAUUCAACACCAAGCAAGAAACCAGAAUCUUCUGAAGAAGUUCCUGAUGUCCCAACUACAUCUACUCAACAACCACCCUCACGUCUGCCAUCAGUUCAAUCUCCAUGUGACAUGGCAGCCAGACAGAUACCUGAUCCAGUUGCAAUAGUCAUGUGCCCAGCAGGAUGUCUGAAAAACAAAGGCCAAGUUUGGGGAACUAAUAUCUACACAGACGACUCAUCAAUUUGCAGAGCUGGAAUCCAUUUAGGAGUAAUCACAGAUGAAGGAGGCGCUAUGAUAAUGGAGAAAAAGCCAGGUCAAGACAACUAUGAGGAAUCUAUAAGAAAUGGAGUGAAAACAACUAGGUAUGGACAUUGGACUGCUUCAUUUGUACUCCGUACAUUAGAUUCAUCACCAAGCAAGAAACCAGAAUCUUCUGAAGAAGUUCCUGAUGUCCCAACUACAUCUACUCAACAACCACCCUCACGUCUGCCAUCAGUUCAAUCUCCAUGUGACAUGGCAGCCAGACAGAUACCUGAUCCAGUUGCAAUAGUCAUGUGCCCCGCAGGAUGUCUGAAAAACAAAGGCCAAGUUUGGGGAACUAAUAUCUACACAGACGACUCAUCAAUUUGCCGAGCUGGAAUCCAUUUAGGAGUAAUCACAGAUGAAGGAGGAGCUAUGAUAAUGGAGAAAAAGCCAGGUCAAGACAACUAUGAGGAAUCUAUAAGAAAUGGAGUGAAAACAACUAGGUAUGGACAUUGGACUGCUUCAUUUGUACUCCGUACAUUAGAUUCAUCACCAAGCAAGAAACCAGAAUCUUCUGAAGAAGUUCCUGAUGUCCCAACUACAUCUACUCAACAACCACCCUCACGUCUGCCAUCAGUUCAAUCUCCAUGUGACAUGGCAGCCAGACAGAUACCUGAUCCAGUUGCAAUAGUCAUGUGCCCAGCAGGAUGUCUGAAAAACAAAGGCCAAGUUUGGGGAACUAAUAUCUACACAGACGACUCAUCAAUUUGCCGAGCUGGAAUCCAUUUAGGAGUAAUCACAGAUGAAGGAGGAGCUAUGAUAAUGGAGAAAAAGCCAGGUCAAGACAACUAUGAGGAAUCUAUAAGAAAUGGAGUGAAAACAACUAGGUAUGGACGUUGGACUUCUUCAUUUGUACUCCGUACAUUAGAUUCAUCACCAAGCAAGAAACCAGAAUCUUCUGAAGAAGUUCCUGAUGUCUCAACUACAUCUACUCAACAACCACCCUCACGUCUGCCGUCAGUUCAAUCUCCAUGUGACAUGGCAGCCAGACAGAUACCUGAUCCAGUUGCAAUAGUCAUGUGCCCCGCAGGAUGUCUGAAAAACAAAGGCCAAGUUUGGGGAACUAAUAUCUACACAGAUGACUCAUCAAUUUGCCGAGCUGGAAUCCAUUUAGGAGUAAUCACAGAUGAAGGAGGAGCUAUGAUAAUGGAGAAAAAGCCAGGUCAAGACAACUAUGAGGAAUCUAUAAGAAAUGGAGUGAAAACAACUAGGUAUGGACGUUGGACUUCUUCAUUUGUACUCCGUACAUUAGAUUCAUCACCAAGCAAGAAACCAGAAUCUUCUGAAGAAGUUCCUGAUGUCCCAACUACAUCUACUCAACAACCACCCUCACGUCUGCCAUCAGUUCAAUCUCCAUGUGACAUGGCAGCCAGACAGAUACCUGAUCCAGUUGCAAUAGUCAUGUGCCCCGCAGGAUGUCUGAAAAACAAAGGCCAAGUUUGGGGAACUAAUAUCUACACAGACGACUCAUCAAUUUGCAGAGCUGGAAUCCAUUUAGGAGUAAUCACAGAUGAAGGAGGAGCUAUGAUAAUGGAGAAAAAGCCAGGUCAAGACAACUAUGAGGAAUCUAUAAGAAAUGGAGUGAAAACAACUAGGUAUGGACGUUGGACUGCUUCAUUUGUACUCCGUACAUUAGAUUCAUCACCAAGCAAGAAACCAGAAUCUUCUGAAGAAGUUCCUGAUGUCCCAACUACAUCUACUCAACAACCACCCUCACGUCUGCCAUCAGUUCAAUCUCCAUGUGACAUGGCAGCCAGACAGAUACCUGAUCCAGUUGCAAUAGUCAUGUGCCCAGCAGGAUGUCUGAAAAACAAAGGCCAAGUUUGGGGAACUAAUAUCUACACAGAUGACUCAUCAAUUUGCCGAGCUGGUAUCCAUUUAGGAGUAAUCACAGAUGAAGGAGGAGCUAUGAUAAUGGAGAAAAAGCCAGGUCAAGACAGCUAUGAGGAAUCUAUAAGAAAUGGAGUGAAAACAACUAGGUAUGGACGUUGGACUGCUUCAUUUGUACUCCGUACAUUAGAUCCAUCACCAAGCAAGAAACCAGAAUCUUCUGAAGAAGUUCCUGAUGUCCCAACUACAUCUACUCAACAACCACCCUCACGUCUGCCAUCAGUUCAAUCUCCAUGUGACAUGGCAGCCAGACAGAUACCUGAUCCAGUUGCAAUAGUCAUGUGCCCAGCAGGAUGUCUGAAAAACAAAGGCCAAGUUUGGGGAACUAAUAUCUACACAGACGACUCAUCAAUUUGCCGAGCUGGAAUCCAUUUAGGAGUAAUCACAGAUGAAGGAGGAGCUAUGAUAAUGGAGAAAAAGCCUGGUCAAGACAACUAUGAGGAAUCUAUAAGAAAUGGAGUGAAAACAACUAGGUAUGGACAUUGGACUGCUUCAUUUGUACUUCGUACAUUAGAUUCAUCACCAAGCAAGAAACCAGAAUCUUCUGAAGAAGUUCCUGAUGUCCCAACUACAUCUACUCAACAACCACCCUCACGUCUGCCAUCAGUUCAAUCUCCAUGUGACAUGGCAGCCAGACAGAUACCUGAUCCAGUUGCAAUAGUCAUGUGCCCAGCAGGAUGUCUGAAAAAUAAAGGCCAAGUUUGGGGAACUAAUAUCUACACAGACGACUCAUCAAUUUGCCGAGCUGGAAUCCAUUUAGGAGUAAUCACAGAUGAAGGAGGAGCUAUGAUAAUGGAGAAAAAGCCAGGUCAAGACAACUAUGAGGAAUCUAUAAGAAAUGGAGUGAAAACAACUAGGUUUGGACGUUGGACUGCUUCAUUUGUACUCCGUACAUUAGAUUCAUCACCACGCAAGAAACCAGAAUCUUCUGAAAAAGUUCCUGAUGUCCCAACUACAUCUACUCAACAACCACCCUCACGUCUGCCAUCAGUUCAAUCUCCAUGUGACAUGGCAGCCAGACAGAUACCUGAUCCAGUUGCAAUAGUCAUGUGCCCAGCAGGAUGUCUGAAAAAUAAAGGCCAAGUUUGGGGAACUAAUAUCUACACAGACGACUCAUCAAUUUGCCGAGCUGGAAUCCAUUUAGGAGUAAUCACAGAUGAAGGAGGAGCUAUGAUAAUGGAGAAAAAGCCAGGUCAAGACAACUAUGAGGAAUCUAUAAGAAAUGGAGUGAAAACAACUAGGUUUGGACGUUGGACUGCUUCAUUUGUACUCCGUACAUUAGAUUCAUCACCAAGCAAGAAACCAGAAUCUUCUGAAAAAGUUCCUGAUGUCCCAGCUACAUCUACUCAACAACCACCCUCACGUCUGCCAUCAGUUCAUUCUCCAUGUGACAUGGCAGCCAGACAGAUACCUGAUCCAGUUGCAAUAGUCAUGUGCCCAGCAGGAUGUCUGAAAAACAAAGGCCAAGUUUGGGGAACUAAUAUCUACACAGACGACUCAUCAAUUUGCCGAGCUGGAAUCCAUUUAGGAGUAAUCACAGAUGAAGGAGGAGCUAUGAUAAUGGAGAAAAAGCCAGGUCAAGACAACUAUGAGGAAUCUAUAAGAAAUGGAGUGAAAACAACUAGGUAUGGACGUUGGACUGCUUCAUUUGUACUCCGUACAUUAGAUUCAUCACCAAGCAAGAAACCAGAAUCUUCUGAAGAAGUUCCUGAUGUCCCAACUACAUCUACUCAACAACCACCCUCACGUCUGCCAUCAGUUCAAUCUCCAUGUGACAUGGCAGCCAGACAGAUACCUGAUCCAGUUGCAAUAGUCAUGUGCCCAGCAGGAUGUCUGAAAAACAAAGGCCAAGUUUGGGGAACUAAUAUCUACACAGACGACUCAUCAAUUUGCGGAGCUGGAAUCCACUCAGGAGUAAUCACAGAUGAAGGAGGAGCUAUGAUUAUGGAGAAAAAGCCAGGUCAAGACAACUAUGAGGAAUCUAUAAGAAAUGGAGUGAAAACAACUAGGUAUGGACGUUGGACUGCUUCAUUUGUACUCCGUACAUUAGAUUCAUCACCAACCAAGAAAGCAGAAUCUUCUGAAGAAGUUCCUGAUGUCCCAACUACAUCUACUCAGCUGCCACCCUCACGUCUGCCAUCAGUUCCAUCUCCAUGUGACAUGGCAGCCAGACAGAUACCUGAUCCAGUUGCAAUAGUCAUGUGCCCAGCAGGAUGUCUGAAAAACAAAGGACAAGUUUGGGGAACUAAUAUCUACAAAGACGACUCAUCAAUUUGCCGAGCUGGAAUCCACUCAGGAGUAAUCACAGAUGAAGGAGGAGCUAUAAUAAUUGAGAAGAAGCCAGGUGAAGACAACUAUGAGGAAUCUAUAAGAAAUGGAGUGAAAACAACUAGGUAUGGACGUUGGACUGCUUCAUUUGUACUCCGUACAUUAGAUUCAUCACCAAGCAAGAAACCAGAAUCUUCUGAAGAAGUUCCCAAUGUCCCAACUACAUCUACUCAACAACCACCCUCACGUCUGCCAUCAGUUCAAUCUCCAUGUGACAUGGUAGCCAGACAGAUACCUGAUCCAGUUGCAAUAGUCAUGUGCCCAGCAGGAUGUCUGAAAAACAAAGGACAAGUUUGGGGAACUAAUAUCUACACUGACGACUCAUCAAUUUGCCGAGCUGGAAUCCAUUUAGGAGUAAUCACAGAUGAAGGAGGAGCUAUGAUAAUCGAGAAAAAGCCAGGUCAAGACAGCUAUGAGGAAUCUAUAAGAAAUGGAGUGAAAACAACUAGGUAUGGACGUUGGACUGCUUCAUUUGUACUCCGUACAUUAGAUUCAUCACCAAGCAAGAAACCAGAAUCUUCUGAAGAAGUUCCUGAUAUCCCAACUACAUCUACUCAACAACCACCCUCACGUCUGCCAUCAGUUCAGUCUCCAUGUGACACAUCAGCCAGGCAGAUACCUGAUCCAGUGGCAAUAGUUAUAUGCCCAGCAGAAUGUCUGAAUAAGAAAGGAAAAGUUUCGGGAACUAACAUCUACACAGAUGACUCAUCAAUUUGCCGUGCUGGAAUCCAUUUAGGAUUAAUCACAGAUGAAGGAGGAGCUAUGAUACUGGAGAAAAAGCCAGGUCAAGACAGCUAUGAUGAAUCUGAAAGAAAUGGAGUGAAAACCACUAAGUAUGGACAAUGGACUGGUUCAUUUAUACUCCGUUCAAUAGAGUUACCUCCAAGCAAAAAAACAGAAUCUUCUUCAGAAGGUCAGCAGCAACCCACACGUCUGCCAUCAGUUCAGUCUCCAUGUGACACGUCAGCCAGGCAGAUACCUGAUCCAAUUGCAAUAGUCAUAUGCCCAGCAGGAUGUCUGAAUAAGAAAGGAAAAGUUACUGGAACUAACAUCUACACAGAUGACUCAUCAAUUUGUCGUGCUGGAAUCCAUUUAGGAUUAAUCACAGAUGAAGGAGGAGCUAUGAUACUGGAGAAGAAGCCAGGUCAAGACAACUAUGAUGAAUCUGAAAGAAAUGGAGUGAAAACCACUAAGUAUGGACAAUGGACUGGUUCAUUUAUACUCAGUUCAAUAGAGUUACCUCCAACCAAGAAACCAGAAUCUUCUUCAGAAGCUCAGCAGCAACCAUCACAUCUGCCAUCAGUUCAAGCUCUAUGUGAAAUGGCAGCCAAUCAGAUACCCGAUGAAGUUGCAAUAGUCAAAUGCCCAGCAGGAUGUCUGAAUAAGGAUGGAAAUGUUUGGGGAACUAACAUCUUCACAGAUGACUCAUCAAUUUGCAGAGCUGGAAUCCACUCAGGAUUAAUCACAAAUAAAGGAGGUCCUAUGAUAAUGGAGAAGAAGCCAGGUCAAGAAACCUAUGAAGAAUCUGAGAGAAAUGGCGUGAAAACAACUAAGUUUGGAUGUUGGAAUGCUUCAUUUGUACUCCAUUCAUUACGACCUAACAAGAAACCAGAAUCUUCUGAAGAUGUUCCGGAUGUUCCAACUGCAUCUCCCCAGGAGCCACCCUCACAUCUACCGUCAGCAAAAGUAGAUUGCUCCUCAUCUGCAGAGGCAUUAACUACACCGAUUACAAUAGUUAUAUGCCCUCCAGGAUGCCGAAAUGAAAAAGGAAAUGUGUGGGGAUUUAAGAUCUAUACAGAUCACUCUUCUGUUUGUCGAGCUGCAAUUCAGGCUGGAAUGUUGCCUGAUGGUGGAGGAUCAGUUGUUGUGCGUAAGAUACCAGGACAAAGUAGCUAUGAAACAGCUGACAAAAAUGGAAUAAAAUCAGAUGGUUAUGGGGCCUGGACUGGGUCAUUUGCAUUCCUUUCUCCAACUGUUGUAUCCCCAACUGCAAGUCCCCAGUAUGUUACAAGCGAUAGACUGGAUUCAAAUGCUCUCCAACAACCUACAAGCAAUGUACAUGAUUCAGGCUCUCCCCAACAGCCUGUAAGCAACCUACCUAAUUCAAAAUCACCUCAACAGCCAACAAGCAAUGAGUCUGAUUUAAGCUCUCCCAAACAGCCUACAAGGAAUGUUCCUGGUUCAAAAUCACCCCAACAGCCUUCAAGCAAUGAGCCUCAAUUAAAGUAUCCCCAACAACUUCCAAGCAAUAUACCCGAUUAUAGAUCACCACAACAACCUGCAACUAAUAUACCUGGUUCACAAUCACCCCACCAACCUUUAAGCAAUGAACCUGAUUUAAGCUAUCCAGGACAACCUACAAUCAAUGUCCCUGAUGCAAGAUCCCCCCAUCAGCCUUCAAACAAUAUUCCAGGUUCAAAAACUUCCCAAAACCAUGUAAGCAAUAUACCUGGUUCACAAUCACCCCAACAAUCACCCCAACAACCUUUAAGCAGUGAACCUGAUUUAAGCUAUCCUGGACAACCUACAAUCAAUGUCCCUGAUUCAAGAUCCCCCCAGCAGCCUUUAAACAAUAUUCCAGGUUCAAAAACUCCCCAAAAACAUGUAACCAAUAUACCUGGUUCACAAUCACCCCAGAAGCCUUCAAACAAUGAACCUGAUUUAAGCUAUCCCCGUCAGCCUACACGAAUUGUACCUGAUUCACAAUCUCAAGAGCCUACAUUUGAUGAACCUGAUUCAAGCUCUGCCCAACAGCCUUACACCAAGGUACCUGGCUCAAGAUCACCCCAACAGCCUACAAUAAAUAUACCUGGUUCACGAUCUCCUCAGCAGCCAAUAGGCAAGGUACCUGAUUCAAAAUCACCAAAGCAGCCUACAAACAAUGUACCUGGUUCAAAAUAUCCCCAACAACCUACAGGCAAGGUAUCUAAUUCAGGAACACCCCAAAACCCUACAAGGACUACACCUGGUUCACAAUCACCUCAACAACCUACAGACAGUGAACCUGAUUUGAGAAAUCCUCGACAGCCUACAAGCUAUCCCCGAAAACCAACAACAUUUGUACCUGAUUCCCAAUCCCCACAAGAGCCUACAUUUGAUGAACCUGAUUCAAGCUCUGCCCAACAGCCUUACACCAAGGUACCUGGCUCAAGAUCACCACAACAGCCUACAAUAAAUAUACCUGGUUCACAAUCUCCUCAGCAGCCAAUAGGCAAGGUCCCCGAUUCAAAAUCACCAAAGCAGCCUAUAAACAAUGUACCUGGUUCAAAAUAUCCCCAACAACCUACAGGCAAGGUAUCUAAUUCAGGAACACCCCAAAACCCUACAAGGACUACACCUGGUUCACAAUCACGUCAACAACCUACAGACAGUGAACCUGAUUUGAGAAAUCCUCGACAGCCUACAAGCUAUCCCCGAAAACCAACAACAUUUGUACCUGAUUCCCAAUCCCCACAAGAGCCUACAUUUGAUGAACCUGAUUCAAGCUCUGCCCAACAGCCUUACACCAAGGUACCUGGCUCAAGAUCACCACAACAGCCUACAAUAAAUAUAUCUGGUUCACGAUCUCCUCAGCAGCCAAUAGGCAAGGUCCCCGAUUCAAAAUCACCAAAGCAGCCUACAAACAAUGUACCUGGUUCAAAAUAUCCCCAACAACCUACAGGCAAGGUAUCUAAUUCAGGAACACCCCAAAACCCUACAAGGACUACACCUGGUUCACAAUCACCUCAACAACCUAAAGACAGUGAACCUGAUUUGAGAAAUCCUCGACAGCCUACAAGCUAUCCCCGUCAGCCUACACGAAUUGUACCUGAUUCACAAUCUCAAGAACCUACAUUUGAUGAACCUGAUUCAAGGUCUGCCCAACAGCCUUACACCAAGGUACCUGGCUCAAGAUCACCCCAACAGCCUACAAUAAAUAUACCUGGUUCACGAUCUCCUCAGCAGCCAAUAGGCAAGGUACCUGAUUCAAAAUCACCAAAGCAGCCUACAAACAAUGUACCUGGUUCAAAAUAUCCCCAACAACCUACAGGCAAGGUAUCUAAUUCAGGAACACCCCAAAACCCUACAAGGACUACACCUGGUUCACAAUCACCUCAACAACCUACAGACAGUGAACCUGAUUUGAGAAAUCCUCGACAGCCUACAAGCUAUCCCCGAAAACCAACAACAUUUGUACCUGAUUCCCAAUCCCCACAAGAGCCUACAUUUGAUGAACCUGAUUCAAGCUCUGCCCAACAGCCUUACACCAAGGUACCUGGCUCAAGAUCACCACAACAGCCUACAAUAAAUAUACCUGGUUCACGAUCUCCUCAGCAGCCAAUAGGCAAGGUCCCCGAUUCAAAAUCACCAAAGCAGCCUACAAACAAUGUACCUGGUUCAAAAUAUCCCCAACAACCUACAGGCAAGGUAUCUAAUUCAGGAACACCCCAAAACCCUACAAGGACUACACCUGGUUCACAAUCACCUCAACAACCUACAGAAAGUGAACCUGAUUUGAGAAAUCCUCGACAGCCUACAAGCUAUCCCCGAAAAAAAACAACAACAUUUGUACCUGAUUCCCAAUCCCCACAAGAGCCUACAUUUGAUGAACCUGAUUUAAGCUCUGCCCAACAACCUUCAACUAAGGUACCUGGCUCAAGAUCACCCCAACAGCAGAAAAACAAUAUACCUGGUUCAGAAUCUUCUCAGCAGUCAGUAAGCAAGGUACCUGGUUCACGAUUACCCCAAAAACCUACAAACAAUGUACCUGGUUCAAAAUCUCCCCAACAACCAACAGGCAAGGUUCCUAAGUCAGGAACACCCCAACAGCCUACAAGCAAUAUACCUGGUUCACGAUCACCUCAACAACCUACAAGCAGGGAACAUGAUUUAAGCUAUCCCCGACAACCUACUAGCUAUGUACCAGGUUCCCAAACACCCCAGCAGCCUUCAAACAAUAAUCCUGAUUUAAGCUAUCACCGGCAGCCUACAAGAAUUGUACCUUAUUCACAAUCCCCAGAAGAGCCUAGAGACGAUGAACCUGAUGAUUCAAGCUCUGCCCAACUGCCUUCAACCAAGGUACCUGGUUCAAGAUCACCCCAAAAGCCUACAGUAAAUGUACCUGGUUCAAAAUCUCCCCAACAACCUACAGGCAAGGCACCUAUUUCAGGAACACCUCAAAAGCCUACAAGGACUACACCUGGUUCUCAAUCACCCCAACAACCUACAAGCAGUGAACCUGAUUUGAGCUAUCCUCGACAGCCUACAAGGUAUGUACCAGGCUCCCGAUCACCCAAACAACCUACAAGCAGUGAACCUGAUUUGAGCUAUGCUCGGCAGCCUUCAAACAAGGAACGUUAUUUAAACUAUCCCCGACAGCCUACAAGACUUGUACCUGAGUCACAAUCCUCAAAAGAGCCUACAAACGAUGAACCUGAUUCAAGCUCUCCCCAACUGCCUUUGACUAAGGUACCAGGUUUAAGACCACCCCAACAGCCUACAGGUAGUGAACCAGAUUUGAGCUAUCCUCGACAGCCUACAAGGUAUGUACCAGGCUCCCGAUCGCCCCAACAACCUACAAGCAGUGAACCUGAUUUGAGCUAUGCUCGACAGCCUACAAGGUAUGAACCAGGUUCGCGAUCACCCCAGCAGCCUUCAAACAAAGAACGUGAUUUAAACUAUCCUCGACAGCCUACAAGACUUGUACCUGAUUCACUAUCCUCAAAAGAGCCUACAAAAGAUGAACCUGAUACAAGCUCUCCCCAACUGCCUUCGACAAAGGUACCUGGUUCAAGACCACCCCAACAGCCUACAAUAAAUACACCUGGUUCACAAUCUCCUCAGCAGCCAAUAGGCAGGGUACCUGAUUCAAAAUCACCUAAGCAGCCUACAAACAAUGUACCUGGUUCAAACUCUCCCCAACAACCUACAGGCAAGGUAUAUAAUUCAGGAACACCCCAAAAGCCUACAAGGACUACACCUAGUUCAAAAUCACCCCAACAACCUACAGGCAGUGAACCUAAUUUGAGCUAUCCUCGACAGCCUACAAGGUAUGUACCAGGUUCACAAUCACCCCAGCAGCCUUCAAACAAGGAACGUGAUUUAAGCUAUCCCAGACAACCUACAAGAAUUGUACCUAAUUCACAAUCCCCAAAAGAGCCUACAAACGAUAAACCUGAUUCAAGCUCUCCCCAACUGCCUUCAACUAAUGUACCUGGUUCAAGACCACCCCAACAGCCUACAAUAAAUACACCUGGUUCACAAUCUCCUAAGCAGCCAAUAGGCAAGGUACCUGAUUCAAAAUCACCCAAGCAGCCUACAAACAAUGUACCAGGUUCAAACUCUCCCCAACAACCUACAGGCAAGGUAUCUAAUUCAGGAACACCCCAAAAGCCUAACAGGACUACACCUGGUUCAAAAUCACCCCAACAACCUACAGGCAGUGAACCUGAUUUGAGCUAUCCUCGUAAGCCUACUAGGUAUGUACCAGGUUCACAAUCACCCCAGCAGCCUUCAAACAAGGAACGUGAUUUAAGCUAUCCCAGACAACCUACAAGAUUUGUACCUGAUUCACAAUCCCCAGAUGAGCAAACAGAUGAUGAACCUGAUUCAAGCUCUCCCCAACUGCCUUCGACCAAGGUACCUGGUUCAAGACCACCCCAACAGCCUAUAAUAAAUAGUCCUGGUUCUCAAUCUCCUCAGCAGCCAAUAGGCAAGGUACCUGAUUCAAGAUCACCUAAGCAGCCAAUAAACAAUGUACCUGGUUCAAAAUCUCCCCAACAACCUACAGGCAAGGUAUCUAAUUCAGGAACACCCCAAAAGCCUACAAGCACUACACCUGGUUCACAAUCACCCCAACAAUCUACAAGCAGUGAACCUGAUUUGAGCUAUCCUCGACAGCCUACAAGGUAUGUACCAGGUUCCCGAUCACUGCAACAACCUACAAGCAGUGAACCUGAUUUGAGAUAUCCUCAGCAGCCUACAAGCUAUGUACCAGAUUCACGAUCACCCCAGCAGCCUUCAAGUAAUGAACCUGAUUUAAGCUAUCCCCAGCAGCCUUCAAGGAUUUUACCUGAUUCACAAUCCCCACAAGAUCCUACAAUUAAUGAACCUGAUUCAAGCUCUGCUCAACAGCCUGCAAUCAAGGUACCUAGCUCAAGAUCACCCCAACAGCCCACAAUCAAUAGACCUGGUUCACAAGCUUCUCAGCAGCCAGUAGGCAAGGUAUCUGAUUCAAGAUCACCCAAGCAGCCUACAAACAAUGUACCAGGUUCACGGUCUCCUCUGCAGCCAAUAGGCAAGGUACCUGGUUCAGAAUCAUCCCAACAACCAACAAACAGUGAACCUGAUUUAAGCUAUCCCCGACAACCGACAAGAAUUGUACCUGAUUCACAAUCCCCGCAAGAGCCUACAAUUGAUGAACCUGAUUCAAGAUCACCCAAACAGCCUACAAUUAAUAUACCUGGUUCACAAUCUCUUCGGCAGCCAAUAAGCAACUUACCUAAUUCGAGAUCACCCAAGCAGCCUACAAACAAUGUAACUGGUUCAAAAUCUCCCCAACAACCUACAGGCAAGGUACCUAAUUCAGAAACAUCCCAAGAGCCUACAAGCAAUACACCUAGUUUACAAUCACCCCAACAACCUACAAGCAGUGAACCUGAUCUGAGCUAUCCUCAACAGCCUACAAGCUUUGUUUUAAGUUCACAAUCACCCAAGCAGCCCUCAAGCAAUGAUCCCGAUUCAAGCUAUCCCCAACAGCCUACAAGAAUUUUACCUGAUUCACAAUCCCCACAAGAGCCUACAUUUGACGAACCUGAUUCAAGCUCUGCCCAACAGCCUUCAACCAAGGUACCUGGCUCAAGAUCACCCCAACAGCCCACAACAGAUAUACCUGGUUCACGGUCUCCUCAGCAGCCAAUAGGCAAGGUAGCUGGUUCAGGAUCACCUCAACAAGCUACAAGCAGUAAACCUGAUUUUAGCUAUCCCCCCCAAUCGACAACAGUUGUACCUGAUUCACAAUCCCCACAAGAGCCUACAUUUGAGGAACCUGAUUCAAGCUCUGCCCAACAGCCUUCAACCAAGGUACCUGGCUCAAGAUCACCCCAACAGCCUACAAUCAAUAGACCUGGUUCACAAUCUCCUCAGCAGCAAGUAGGCAAGGUAUCUGAUUCAAUAUCACCCAAGCAGCAUACAAACAAUGUACCUGGUUCAAAAUCUCCCCAACAACCUUCAGGCAAGGUACCUAACUCAGGAACACCUCAACAGUCUACAAGCAAUACACCAGGUUCCCAAUCACCCCAAAAACCUAAAAGCAAAGAACCUGAUUCACAAUCCCCACAAGAGCCUACAUUUGAUGAACCUGGUUCAAGUACUGCUCAACAGCCCACAAACAAUGAACCUGAUUUAAGCUAUACCAGACAGCCUACAAGCAGUUUACCUGGUUCAAGCAGUCCCCAACAGCCUACAACCGAUGUACCUGAUUCAAGAUUACCCCAGCAGCCUACAAGCAAUAUGCCUGGUUCACUGUUUCCUCAGCAGCCUAUAGGCAAGGUACCUGAUUCAAUAUCACCCCAGCAACCUAGAAACAGUGUACCUGGUUCAACAUCUCUUGAGCAGCCUACAGGCAAGGCACCUAAUUCAGGAAGACCCCAACAGCAUAUAAACAAUGUACCUGGUUCAGGAUUACCCCAACAGCCUUUAAGCAAUGAUCCUGAUUUAAGCUAUCCCCAACUGCCUACAGAAAUAGUACCUGAUUCACAAUCCCCACAAGAGUCUACAAUUGAUGUACCUGAUCCACAAUUGUCCCAAAAUCCUACAAGCAAUGUACCUGGUUCACAAUUACUGCAACAACAUUCAAUCAAUGAACCUGGUUUAAGCUUUCCCCAACAGCUUACAAGCAGUGUACCUGGUUCAAGGUCACCCCAAGACCCUUCACGCAAUGUUCCUGAUUCACAGACAAUACCAAAAGUUACAGCGUUGUGUUCCUCAGUUGCAACUCAUUUAACUGCUCCAGUUACAAUAGUUUCCUGUCCAGCAAAAUGUCUAAGUGGCUCAGGAAGUGUGUGGGGAUCUGACACAUACACUGAUGAUUCUUCCAUUUGCAGGGCUGCAAUCCAUGCAGGAAGAUUAACCGAUCACUAUGGGACAGUAGUGGUGGAGUUGAAACCAGGAAAAGACAGUUAUGAGGCUUCUAUAAGAAACGGCAUAGAAUCGUUUGUGCGAGACAGCUGGACUAGAUCCUUUACAUUCAUUUCACCAAUUAUGGAUUCAACUUCAACAAGCCCUGUACUUACUAUAAAUCCGACACCUUCUGUAACUUUCACUUCUAACCUGCCAAAAGUUACAGCUUUGUGUUCUUCCACCGCGGACUAUUUAACGAAACCAAUUACAGAAGUUAUGUGCCCUGCAGGAUGUCUCGAUGAAUCAGGAAAUGUGUGGGGAUCUCGUGUUUACACAGAUGAUUCAUCCAUUUGCCGAGCUGCAAUUCACGCAGGAGAAAUUACUGAUGAUGGAGGAUGUGUUUUUGUGGAAUUGAAACCAGGACAGGACAGUUAUGAAGCAUCUACAAAUAAUGGAGUGAAGUCAUCUGAUCAUGAAUCGUGGACUGGUUCAUUUGUAUUUACUUCAGCACCUGCUGAACAACCUACGGAAAAACCAAAGCAUACUAAGAGACCUCCAGUUGAUAUCCCCCCACCACCCGUUUCCAGCGUAACAAAAGUUACAGCGUUGUGUUCUUCCACUGCCAUCCACCUGAUUGCACCAAUUACAGAUGUUGCAUGUCCAGCGGAAUGCUUAAAUGCCUUAGGAAAUGUGUGGGGGACUGAAAUCUACACAGAUAGUUCAUCCAUUUGCGGAGCAGCGAUACAUUCAGGUAGAUUGCAAAACAAAGUAGGAGGACUUGUUAAGGUGGUGAAAAUGCCUGGACAGGGCAGAUAUGAAGGUUCUAACAAGAAUGGAGUGACAUCAUAUGACCAUGAAGAAUGGACUGGAUCUUUUGCAUUCCUGUCACCAGCUCUGGACCUGUCUGCCACAGGCUCUGAACCUGCUACAGAACAAUCAACUCAAAAUACCUACGAGCCCUCUUCCAACAUUCCAAUAGCUACAGCUUUGUGUUCAUCUGAUGCAACCCAUCUACCCGCACCAUUUACACAGGUUAUUUGUCCAGCAGGAUGUCUGUCUGAACAAGGAAAUGUCUGGGGAACCGAUACAUAUACAGAUGAUUCUUCUAUUUGUCGAGCGGCAAUUCAUGCAGGAAUGUUGACUGAUGAAGGAGGAAUAGCAUUUGUCAAAAAAAUACCAGGGCAGAGUCACUAUGAAGCCUCUGCCAGGAAUGGAAUAAAAGCAUCUGACUUUGAGGAGUGGACGGGAUCGUUUAUUUUUAAAUCCUCUCCUGAUGUAGAACCAACUGAAAGUCAAUUGCCAACGUCAACCUUAGCAAAAGACUCUGAUGUCAGCCGCCAUGGAUUAGCUUGGCAAACCACAUGGGAGUCCAAAGCACCAAAAGUGACAGCUAAGUGCUCAUGGAAAGGGAAAGAUUUACCUGCUCCAAUCACAUUAGUUAUUUGUCCAGCAGGAUGUCUGACUGAUAGAGCGACAGUAUGGGGCUCUGAGACCUAUGCAGAAGAGUCCUCAGUUUGCGAAGCUGCUAUACAUGCUGGUAUAGUGACCAACAAUGGGGGUCCGGCUAUUGUUCAAAAGACACCAGGACAAACACAAUAUGUAGAUGCUACCAAGAAUAGAAUAAUUGCAAGAAGUCACGGUGAAUCGUCUGGUUCAUUUGUGUUCAGAUCUCAACUUGAUUUCCCAAGUAUUACGUUUACAGACGUAGAUGUCAGCUCCCAGGGCUUAGACUCUGAUGUCAGCCGCCAUGGAUUAGCUUGGCAAACCACAUGGGAGUCCAAAGCACCAAAAGUGACAGCUAAGUGCUCAUGGAAAGGGAAAGAUUUACCUGCUCCAGUCACAUUAGUUAUUUGUCCAGCGGGAUGUCUGACUGAUAGAGCGACAGUAUGGGGCUCUGAGACCUAUGCAGAAGAGUCCUCAGUUUGCGAAGCUGCUAUACAUGCUGGUAUAGUGACCAACAAUGGGGGUCCGGCUAUUGUUCAAAAGACACCAGGACAAACACAAUAUGUAGAUGCUACCAAGAAUAGAAUAAUUGCAAGAAGUCACGGUGAAUCGUCUGGUUCAUUUGUGUUCAGAUCUCAACUUGAUUUCCCAAGUAUUACGUUUACAGACGUAGAUGUCAGCUCCCAGGGCUUAGCCGGACAAACCACACAGGAGUCCAAAGUACCAAAAGUAUCUGCAGACUGUUCAAUGGCAGGGAAGGACUUGUCUGCACUAGUUACAUUAGUCACCUGCCUUGAAGGAUGCCUAAAUGAGAAAGGAGAGGUUUGGGGAACUGAAAUCUACACAGAUGCUUCUUCCAUUUGCCGAGCUGCCAUUCACGCGGGAAGAAUAGGUAACGACGGGGGUGAAAUAAAAGUAAAGAAAAAGCCAGGACAGAACAGUUAUGAAGAAUCACAUAGAAAUGGGGUGAAAACAAAGAGUAUGGGUGAAUGGUCUGGCUCAUUUGCAUUCAUCUCCUCAUAUGAAUACCAGAUUACUACAACAUUUUCAGAAACAUCAUACAAAGAUGGACCCACUGAAAUUACAUGGGGCUCCGAACCAUCUACAGUUGUAGAAGAAGCAUGGGAUUCUGAAGCUAAACCAGUGCCUGUAUCCUGUACCAUGGUAGGAAGAGAUUUGCCUGGGCCAGUUACAAUAAUUACUUGUCCUGAGGGAUGCCUUAGUCAGAAAGGAGAGGUUUGGGGAUCUGAUGUCUACACGGAUGAUUCUUCCAUUUGCCGCGCUGCCAUCCAUUCAGGGUGCAUUGAUAAUAAAGGAGGCCAAGCGAUAGUGCAGAAAAAAGCUGGAGAAAAGAGCUAUGUGGAAUCCAAUAGGAAUGGUGUGAAAACAAGAAAGAAGGGGGAAUGGUCUGAGUCAUUUGGAUUUAUUUCAUCAUUUGAAUAUCAAACUAUUUCAAAACAUACAAAGUCCUUCCAUAAUUUCGGUCCAGCAGGAGAAAUUAAAUGGGAAUCCAGACCACCCACAGAAAUAAAAUGGGAGUCUAAAUUACCAACAGGAGAAAUGAAAUGGGAAUCAAACCCACCUCAAGGAGAAAUUAAAUGGGAAUCCAGAUCACCCACAGAAAUAAAAUGGGAGUCUAAAUUACCAACAGGAGAAAUGAAAUGGGAAUCAAACCCACCUCAAGAAAUAAAAUGGGAGUCUAAAAUACCAACAGGAGAAACUAAAUGGGAAUCCAAUGCACCAACAGUUUCAGUAACUUGCUCUUCAACAGCGAAGGAAUUAUCUGCACAAAUAACAAUCGUUGCCUGCCCCAAAGGAUGUAUUAGUGAGGACAGAGAUGUUUGGGGAACUGAUGUCUACACGGACGUCUCUUCUAUUUGCCGAGCUGCUAUCCACGCUGGAAAACUUAAUGAUGCUGGAAAGGUUGCAGUGCAGAAGAUGCCCGGACAGAGCAGUUAUAGGGAAUCCACUAGGAAUGGAGUGAAAACAAAGAGUAUGGGCGCAUGGUCUGGAGCUUUUAUGUUCAGCCCAUCAUUUCAGUUUAAAACUUCGUCAUAUUCAGAAUCAACAUCUUACAGUUUCCCACAAACAGGAAUGACAUGGCAGUCCCCACCAUCAGAAUCAAAUGGUAAUCGCCAGAUGCCUUCAUUCAACUUCAAAGAAACUGGUUCCAACCAUGGAAAAGGUGUGCCAGUGGUCACCAAAACAAAAGGUCCUUUUCCUUUGAAAGGUUGAUGAAUUCAGAUCCUGAACUGCCAUGCGCAAAAGGGACCAACUUCAUAGAGAGAAGACAAAAUAUAGUAUAUUCCUGCCUUUAAUGUGUCUGCAGUCUAAUAAACAGUCUGUAAAGAAUCUGUGUAUUUUUCAUCAAUAUGACAAUACAGACGUAAGACAGCAAUACAUAAUAAAAGCAGUUAAUUGAAGUAAA
Molecule: messenger RNA, 17803 nt
Organism: Bombina bombina (fire-bellied toad)
Lineage: Eukaryota; Metazoa; Chordata; Amphibia; Anura; Bombinatoridae
Product: mucin-12-like
Exons: 101
Coding region: 1-17610 (5869 amino acids)
Source: RefSeq, a predicted model, not a curated record